Moneuplotes crassus is the source of this 1278-nucleotide messenger RNA. Lineage: Eukaryota; Ciliophora; Spirotrichea; Euplotida; Euplotidae. The record is from the annotation of a GenBank genome assembly.
CUGAGCUACUGACCUUCUGGCUGGAUCGAUCCUGAACCAAGAGGGCUAUAUCUACCAUGACAAUGUAUUUGCUAUCCUAUCAUCUCAAAAUAUGGUAAGUGAGUUUUCUACAAUCUCUGGUAGGGCUGUUUUGGGUUAGAACCUAGGUGUCUAUGGUUGCUCUAGUGCUAGCCAUGAAGUUUGCUCGUAAUUAGUUAUUUACAACCCUAAUUUUGGUCUAGCACUCCCAAACAAUCUUUAGUGAUCCAGAUUGCUUUGAAGAUACUCAUAAUUUGUACACCUCAAGCAUUCAGAGCUAUAAAAAUACUAAGAAAAUGUGUGAAAUCUCAAAGACAAAUUUUCAAAGAGAUACUUGCAUCAAGAAUGGGUGUGAACACAGACUUGAAGAAGACAAACAGCAAAAUACCUGAGAACUGUCUUCUAAAGAUCAAGCAAAGAUGGAUAACGACCGACGCCAAGGAUUUGCACUACGAUGUUUAAAAGGAUCCGUGAGUUGCUCCAAUAGUUCAAGUACUUUAGCCCAAGCUUACACUUCGUAUCGCCCUUCUAUGAUGAAGUCCAAAGGAGUCUUCAAACUGAGAGAUUCUCUGCGCCUUGUUCGGAAGUACUUGUUGUAUCAAUUUAAACAUCAAAACUCAGAAAUUGUAAGUAAAAGAUACUUCAACUGCUCAUGAGCCGAGAUCGCCCAACGUAUCACUGCCACUCUCAACAAGUUGUUGCCUCCUGAUAUUGUGACUGUUGACUUGGUCUAUUACACAAUUGGCAUCCUGAGUCUUAAAGACCUGCGCUACUUCGACUGUAGCUCCGAAGUCAAGCAGCAAGUUCGACUUUUCUUAGAUGCAGUCCGUAAAUUCUCAUUUGCAAAGUUUAAGCAAGUCAUGGCUUCGAGAAGCGUCCAGGUGCUGUGAAGAUACUUGGUGUUGCACUCGGAUGAUCCCAGAGCAGUCAGACUCAAAGAGGCUUUGAACAUGGACUAAGGAAGCACUACUAAAGAAGAGCAUGAAUAAUUACUCAUAAUUUCUCCUUAAUUGUUACAAAAUAUUGUCCAAAUGUCUAGUCUUCUAAUAGACAUCCUUCCAUCCGAAAGGGUCUUACUAAUAUCAGUUCCGCAAUUAUUUCUGAGAGCGAAAUCAAUCACAAAAAGUAUUAUUAACCUGGGGCUGCUCAACAUGAGGGUCUUAGCUUAAUGCAAUGACUUGUAGUAAAUUAGCAAGUUAAUUUAGUACCAAAACACUUCGAAAAGCUUGGAGUAAUGCCGCUUCAUAUAUCUUUGAGCUA